AUGGACAGAGUUAUUCGAUAUUAUACUGCACAGAAAAACGGUAGGACAAUACCUGUUAAAUUAGUCGAGGUGCAGAAAAAAGUUGGCUCAGACACUACUGUUAUCAAAAAGCUAAGGGAGAGGGAACAUCAUUCUUCUCUUCUUGUUCUUAUGGAUACCAACUCACCAGACAAUAUUGAUCUGCUUAAUGAAGUGAUUGUGGCCAUAGUGCCAUUUCCUUAUUAUAGUCAUAUAAACCAGCUUUUCAUCCUUGCUCGCUUCAUCGCCUCCCAUAAUAUACCAGUACAUUUCCUCUGUCUUGCUAAACGAAACCAAGAUUUGAAGCAACGCGUCCAAGAUGGUUUGGAUGUCUCUAACAUUCUUUUCAAUGACCUUUCGCUACCUUCUGAAACAAAAGAUACCAGAGAUGGUGGCGAUGGUCUGGCAUCGCUUCUACUCUUCUUGAAAAAACUUAGCGAGCCAAUUCGUAGAACAUGCCUUGAGCUGUCGACCAAUGCAAAGAGAUUAGUACUAAUUCAUGACACUAUAAUGAGGAGUUAUAUGGGGAAUGUUCAUUCAUUCCCAAAUGUAGAGUCUUAUAAGUUCCAUUCCUUUUCAGCUUUUACCAGAUAUUCUAUGCUCCUACAAAGUAUUGAUGAUAUACUUGGCGAUGAUCAUGAUAAAAUGAUCGAGCAAAUGCAGGAUGAGUUUCUGUUGUUGGACAGUUGGGCUGCACCCGAUAUGGCAGUGUUUGUUAGGAAGGGACAUGAGUGGACGCUCGGCUCAGGAGAAAUAAUCAACUCCUGUAGAGACCUGGAAGGUAAGUACCUAGAUUUACUAGCCAAUGCAAUAGACAACAAGCCGUUGUGGGCUGUUGGUCCACUUCAUAUGCUGCUUGAGUCAUACGACUCAAGCAACAGAACUCAUCAUGAAUGUCUAGAAUUUCACGACAAGCAAGACGUUAAUACAGUGAUACUUGUCUCAUUUGGAACAACCACUACAUUCUCACAAGAGCAAGUCCAUGAGCUCGCGCUUGGUUUAGAACAAAGCAACCAUAGGUUCAUUUGGGUACUAAGAGAAGGUGAUAAAAAGAUGGAAAAUGAGAAAUUUGAAGAGAAAGAUGGGAAGAUUGAAUUACCAGAAGGAUUUGAAGAAAGAACGAAAGGAAGAGGAAUGGUAGUGAGAAAUUGGGCGCCACAAUUGGAAAUCUUGGGGCACCCGUCUACGGGUGGAUUUUUGAGUCAUUGCGGAUGGAAUUCUUGUAUCGAGAGCAUUAUCAUGGGAGUGCCUCUAGCAACUUGGCCAAUCCAAUACGACCAGCCUUAUAACGCUAUUCAGGUAACUAAUGUGCUGAAGAUUGGAACCUCUGUGAAGAGUUGGGCUCGUCGAGAGAAAUUGGUGACAGCAUCAACCAUUGAGAUAGCUGUCAAGACUUUGAUGGGUACGACAGAAGGAGAAGAGAUGAGGCAAAGGGCGAUGGAGUUGAGCAAUAAGAUCAAGAGCUCUGAUAGCCAUGGAGGACUUGCACGCAAGGAAAUGGAAUCAUUCGUAUCCUAUAUUACCAGGUAA
Molecule: messenger RNA, 1548 nt
Organism: Nicotiana attenuata
Lineage: Eukaryota; Viridiplantae; Streptophyta; Magnoliopsida; Solanales; Solanaceae
Product: zeatin O-glucosyltransferase-like
Exons: 2
Coding region: 1-1548 (515 amino acids)
Molecular function (GO): UDP-glycosyltransferase activity
Source: RefSeq, a predicted model, not a curated record